Pocillopora meandrina is the source of this 13046-nucleotide messenger RNA. The record is from the annotation of a GenBank genome assembly. Lineage: Eukaryota; Metazoa; Cnidaria; Anthozoa; Scleractinia; Pocilloporidae.
AUGAUGCUUCUCUUCGCCUGUGGAUUGGUGAUGCUGGCGACAGCUGCCUCUCGUGGAGCUGUUUCGAGGGAAACCCCUGAAGGUACUAUCAGUUAAUUUGUUUGAUAGUUUAAACCAAAGUUACUUGCGUGACCUGUCACUUUUGCGGCAUAAAUAAAAGAUGGAAGAAAAGAGAAAACAUUUAAAAAAAUCGUUUCCUAUUUUUCUACUUUUCAGGUGAACUUGUUGUAAAAGCCAUGAGCUUUAUCAUCCCGAAUACUCAGCCCCCUUCCGGCGUUGUGACUAAGGUCGCGGGAAUAGUCAGGAUGAUGCAGCCGGUAAAGUGAACUAUUGGCGAACAUUAGAUUUCAUCGAUGUAUCGAGUAAUGGUUCGUAGAAAUUCAAAACAAACAUACGGAGAAUUUCUAAUGCAACAUUCUUACUGUUCACGUACUUUGCUCUAACCGUUGGCGAACGUGCGGGGAUGUCUUGUUGCUGAAUAUUUCCCGCGCUUCAUUCCACAAGCUCGAGUAAGUACAUGUGGGAAGAAAGACAAUUUUCGUACUUUGCACCAAUGUUGUCUCGAGAGUCACUCGUUUUCCCUCAGCUGACCACUUGACAAAAGGAGCGAGGGGUCUUGGAACGAGAAUGUCCGAGCGCUAACGAAGUAUGCGCCUUUCCCCAGUCUCUUCCUCUCUCUUUUUUUUUCCAAGCGAUCUAGACCUCUGGCCCUUGCAACAUAAAAACAAAGCAAAGCAGAAAAAGCAAGCCAAAUAAAAAAACACAAACAAAAACGAAGGAAACAAGUGAUAGCGAAAGCCAUAUUGUUUAGCUAAAGGACAGCAAAUACAUUUUUAUUUCGAGGUGUAUUAAUCACUAUGAGAGGGUCUCAAUGUGUGGUGAUUUUUAUGGCCAACGGUUAAAAUUUUGGCUAUUUUACGGCUAACGUCAAUAUCAUUCCAUUGUUGUCACCAUAAGCUAUUUUGCGGCUACCUUUUUUUGCGACUACCAGUUAAAAUGUGUCAAUUUUUACGCCUAACGGCUAAAUUUUCCGGCGGUUUUACGACUAACGGUUAAUGCCCUUGAUAACCUCUCAUACGUGUUAUUAAUCUAGUUAUUCAUUUAUUUAUAUAUAUAAAUAUUUAUUUAUCAAUUUAUUACAGAAAUCUGGUGGCGAAACUACCAUGAUUGUUAACUUACUAAAUCUUCCUCCAAACACACCUCACGGCUUCCAUAUUCACGAGUUUGGAGAUACUUUUUCACAGGGUAAGCUUGUAACUGUUUUAUUUCUAAAAGUGAUCAAUUUUUAGCUUUUCCUUACGCUAUCGAUAUAUCAAUCCAGCAAACAAAUGAUGAGAUAAGAAACAUUUAUUAGCUCUAGAUUGGUAUGUUGAUGUAACUACAAAUUAUCUUAUGGAAGUGUGUAGCUGCCUAAAGGCAGCAUUAUGUAUCAGAUAGCGUUACUACAGUAAGAUGGUGGUAUGCAACACAACGUACACAGCUUUCGUAUCAGCAUAUGUCAGCUUCGAUGCAGCACCAUUUGUGCUUAGGAGCUGCAUGUAGAGUCUUUAUUUUCUGCGCUUCUGCGAACGUUGAAAGCAUUAAUUGGACAAUCAAUGAGUUAAGCUACGCCUUCAACUUCAACUUUCAACUCGUAGAUUUCCAUGCACCUGUCAGCGCUCGGCAAAUUAUUCCAUGUGCGCGUGCGUGACGUUUAACCGCUGUGUAAUGUAAGGCGCAAUAUCGUUCCGAGAGUCUCUAUAACCCUUUUCUUAGGGAGCAGGCACUUGUCAAAGGAAUUAGGACUCUGGGAUCGAGAUUGGACGAGGGUGCACGACAGAGCUUGAAAAUGAGAAAUAUCGAUGUAUAUAUCGAAAUAGAUUGAAAAUGAGAAAUAUCGAUGAAUAUUUUUCAGGGUGCCAGAGUACUGGUAGUCAUUACAAUCCGUUCAAUAUGACCCACGGAGGACCGCUGGACAAGAAACGGUAACCCCACAGCCAUGCAAUGUCACGUUAAGUCACUUCCGUUGGACUGUAAGAGUUGAAAGUGAAAUGAGCAGAUUUGAGUUUCUGCUCUAUAGCUGUAAAAUUAGAUGUAGUAUUAUGCACUUAUGGACUGAGUGAGAGGGCCGCACGAGAAAAUAUUUGCCUCCAGGUCAUGGCCCGCCCUUAUUUCAUGACUGAGAUUCAAUUAUUUUACCUGUCCGGCUUGACCUAUGCACAGUUAAUGAGCAUAUUAUUGUAUAGAUGUCUUGAUAGCUGUCUUUCUUUCUUUCUUUCUUUCUCUCUUCUUUAAGCCUGUAUCUCGUAGGGCCGUACGUCCUUCCCGACGUAAUUGCAUACAGCACUUCUACAAGGAAUGUUUAAUUUUUCUCGAUAAAAACGUGCGAGGUAGGAGGGGGUGGGGGGCGCACGGGACAGGUAAUAACCUGAAUGACUUCUGUUGUUUUUAGUCAUGUUGGUGACCUAGGAAACGUGUACUCAGAUGAGAGGGGAAUUAUCAGUACGAAGAUUGUUGACCAUCUAGUGUCUCUCGUAGGGGAGUACUCUGUCCUGGGAAGAUCUUUUGUGGUAAGCUGGAGUAACCUGCUCACUCAAUUAUACGGCACGUCGUGGUUCAAAUAUUUUCCCGCCUGUUCUCGGUGUCCAUUCCUUGGACACGAGCGAAGGAGCUGGCAAGCGACAGAUGGCUGUUGUGGUUGCUAUGGAAACGUUGGGUAACCUCCCCUCCUUCACUCGUUUCUAGGAACAGCCUGGAACAGGUUUAAAGCUUUGCGGCUCAAGUGCAGCGCUUGCCCAGGCGGUGCUCAUUGCAAAAAGAAUGAGCCACAGUUUUGGGGGCUACUUCUGUUACUUUUAUUCUACCUUAGUUAUCUUUUAUUUAUAUUCCCUGUAUAUUCGAUGAGUUCUGUGAUGCGCGGGUUGCAAGAAAUCGCUGACAGCGUUUAAUCUAGUAAAUAAAGCGAACAGCUUUUGAGGUUUCAUCUUCCCGAGCAGACGAGAAAACUUGUUUAGCGCAAAUUUUUCAAUUUUCGAAGAUCUCCGCAUUCAUGCGUGGUGUGCCCAGUAUAAAAAAUGCUGAUACCUGGGGAGAGUGGGACCCAUACCCCUCCGCAUUACUAGUGGUGGAUGCUUUGCCAUCGACCUUCGGAGAGCCUGUACCGAGAAAGCUCAUGUACUCUGUAUUUGGUUCAUAUUUCAAUCAUCCUUCACCAAGCUAAGAUAAGUAGUUUCAAAAGCGCCAUGUGGAACGCGCGAAAGUUUUUAAGGUGGGCGAUUUCCAGUUCGUAACUAAAAACAUGUUUUUUUUUUUGCUCUUUUUGUGAUUCAUCAGAAAAUCGAUGAUCUGGGUCGAGGUACAGGGCCAGCUAGAAAUGAGAGCCUAAAAACUGGAAAUGCAGGCCCGCGAUUGGCAUGCGGUGUUAUCUUCUACAUGCCUACCAACUAAUUACCUAAAGUAAAGAUUCACCGUCUUCUGAUACCAUACCGGCUCUCGACAAGUUAAAGUAAUUCUGUCGUUAAGAGAUUAAAUUUAUUUUAGUUCAUGAUCACAAACGAGUGGAAUUAAAAGCGGUAAUAAAUCUUCGUGAUUGCAAUAUUUUUGAUAACUAACAUAGUAAAUCAGUCACUGACAACGAGGGAGUUUCCUUUUCUCUUAAAGUUAUCACACGUACGCCCACGUCUGAAAAAGGAUAACCUCGACAAGGAGAUUCUUAAGAACUACAGACCUGUUGCUAAUAUUCCGUUCCUUAGCAAAGUGAUCGAAAAGGUUGUCGCAACACAAACGCAUAACUACGUAGAAGCUUACAAUUUGAUGCCAACUAUGCAUUCUGCAUAUAGGAAACACCACUCUACGGAAACGACCUUGCUACGUGUGACAAACGGUAUUCUUUGAACGAUUGACCGUCGCCAAGAUGUUGUAUUAGUACUACUUGAUUUAUCAGCGGCCUUUGACACUAUUGAUCAUACAAUCUUGGUGGAAAGACUCAAGUCUUACUUUGGUUUCUCAAAACUGACUCUAUGUUAGUUCAGAUCUUACCUUGAAAACCGUCGGCAAUCAAUAGUCAUUGGAGAUCAAGUGUCUACUCGUUGCGCUCUGCGUCAUGGUACCCCACAAGGGUCUAUACGUGUACCAUUGCUUUUCACCCUGUAUAUCGCCCUCUUCAAGAUGUAAUUGCUCGCCAUAACUUGAAUUGUUUUAUGCAGAUGACACUCAACUAUAUAUAGCUAUUGAUCCUGCAAAUCAGGCUCUAUCUCUGACUACCCUGCGAAGUUGUAUAGAGGAUGUAAUACGAUGGAACACGCAAAAAAUACUGAAAAGUAAUGCUGACGGAGGUUAUACUACUUACAUCCAGGUUCACUAAGACACCUAAUAUCGAGAAGCUUUUUUUUGCCAAUACCGUCAUUGAACGAACUGAGAGAGUUUGUGAUCAUGGUGUUAAUCUAGAUAAAAGCUUAUCAUUGACACACCACAUAAUGUAGGAAAGCGGCUAACACCAUCAGGUCCAUAGGUCUAUCGCAUUCGCAAAUAAAUCAGCAAGGAAAAACUCAAACUGUUAGUUAAUGCAUUAGUAAUAUCACGUCUAGACUACCGUAACAGUAUCCUUUAUGAUCUCGCAAAACAGGAACUGGAUAGACCGCAAAGAAUUCAAAACCACUGCUCACUGGAACUAAACGAUACAAGCACAUCAAACCUACCCUUUGAGAACUACACUGGCUACCUGUUUAGUCACGGAUUAUAUUCAAAGUUCUGCUCAUCACUUUCAAGAUUAUUCAUGGACUUUGUCCAACCUACUUCGUCGUCCCUCCUUGGUACAUUCGUCAGCAGCCACAAUUAACCCUAAGCGUGAAUGUGGCUUACGUGUUCCUUCCUACAACAAUACCACCCGUAGCGAAGCCUGCGCUUAUCCUCUGAACUACUUUUUACUGUCCCUACUGUGAACUCUGUGACAUACGGUGAACAUGCCUUUUCUUUCUCUGUACUUAUAUUAUCAUGGAACAGUCUAGCGGAUUCUGUUAAGGAUACAACAUCUCUUUCAUCUUUUAAAUCUGCCCUCAAAACAUUCUUGUUUCAGAAAUGUUAUUUUAAACUUAUUCUAUGAGGAACUAUACCUAGCUUUCAUGUCACCUGAUUCCUAAUUAAUUAUUUCAUUUAUUUUAUUUAUUACUGCUAUAAGAAACAUUUUGUAGGUUUUAACUAAUUUAUUUUUUCUGUAUAGUUAUGUGGGCGCAUUGAGUUUUCUAAAUGCGCCCAAAAAACUUUAUUACUAUUAUUAUCAUUAUUAUUAUUAUAGACAGGAAAAGACAGGAAAAGGGGCUGUGAAUAUAUCCUAAUUUAGAGAAAUGAAAUAUCAGUUUUUAUUUUUUUUUUGAGAGGGCACGGUAACGAAUCUUGCAACCUGAUUGGUUCCUUACCUGGUCAGUAUUUUCCUAUCUCUGCCCACGGGCCGGGCCACGUUAAAGCUUUCAUGAGUCGCCAAGUGCAUCCCAACUUUCGUUGCCAUUUUUCAUAAAUAUAUCUCGUUUUUCCGGCUGAGCAGUAUUUUUAAGCAAACACGUCGGUCACUACUUCAAGCCGAUGAAUAACUUAUGAAUCCUCUCUUUUCUCUCUCUCAAAUCACUUUGGUUGACAGAAAAAUAUUGGUUUCAGAAUGAAUUUGUAUAAACAAUAGUGUCAUUACGUUGGUUGACAAGCGGCCUAAAACCCGUCUGCAAUUAAUUUUAAUCGUUCACAAAAAGUACCUAGAAAGUUAAAACGUGAGGUAUUUGGUUACAGUUACACUGAAAGAUGGAACUUUCAUUUAUUUAAUACCUGAAUUUUCUCAAGCAAUUUGUUCGCAGUGAAAAAGCGAGCGAAGUUAUAAUUUAAGUUCUACAGCAAAUAUACGCUCUCGGUGAGUCUUUCCAAGUCCGUUCAAUCUGAAUAUUUUUACUGUAAAUUGCACAACAGAAACUGAAGGAAUUUUUUGAGAAAAGGCCGCAUUAAAUCCCCUCGUGUCUCGUUGGAGUGUGCCAUUCGAAUUUAGUUUUUGUGAAGGAAAGACCAUAUUUACACACGCGCUAUUGCAGCAAACUCUCACAACUUCAAAAUAAAAAAAUUGAAUUUACUCACAAUUACUUUCUUCGCCGUCUACUUAAUGAACAGAGGUAAAUCUUCGUACAUGAAUCAAUCGUCGAUGAGAGUGAAUAAUACUUUCCGUUAUAUCAUUGACUGUUUUUGAAGAAAACAUUGUCGUGGCAGUCCUUGCCAAACUAGUUCCGUUGUUUUUCAAAUAUUCUUACGCUUUUUUUUACUUGCGCACUCUCUAAUUGACAGGUCAGAUUCUGACAGAUACUUGUAAAAGUAAUGUUUCAAGGUUUGUUUGGAAGCCUUUUAAAUUAUCGUGACGGAAAUGAAAAUGUUUCGCUGAGGCGUCUCUCUUGAAUUUGCAUCAUCUCUAUUUUAACUACCAUUUACUCGCCCAAAAACUGUUCAGUUUAUGGAGGAUCUUGCCGUAUUUACAGCUCUAAAUCGUUCAGGUUCUUUCGGAAAGAAUUCCGUCAAGUUUCAAAAAAAUUAAAUAUGUUAUUUGCCGGCUGGGAGGUCCGUAUGGUGAAAAACUGUGUUUCAAGACCGAGGUCACAGUUUUUCACCAUACGGACCUCCCAGCCGGAAAAUAACAUAUAUUUCCUUUAUUUUAUUCAGGAAAGUCAAAUUGUUUAAAGUUUUUUUCAAAUCUCAUUAUUGUAGCAGCUUGCAUCGAACAGUUCGAGAUCUGGAAGAUUCUCUACACCUGGAAAGCAAUCUCCAAGUUUCCAAAUUUAUUCAUUCUACGGAAAUUUUCACUAAUUUUCGACAAUUUGAAAAAAAACUUUAUCUUGUAAAUAUUUUGAUAAUCAAAAUAGCUCACUACAUCGAUAAUUUGUUUCUGAUCAUGCCACGAAUCGUAUCGGCUUUCGGGUACGUUUUUGGGUAAAAUAUUGUCUUUCAGUUUUAACAGAAAAGCAACACAGCAAUUUCAGUAUUCUUGGUACACUACCAGCAGGCGUUUCAGCGGGUAGAAUCGGCUUCAAGGAAACGUAAUUCAAGACGUACUUGUUUCAGACAUGACCUCCGCAAUGCAUAAAUUUUAAUUUUGAAAUGGCUUAAUCAAAAUGCCUGUUUUGCCAAAAUUUGGAAUCCUCCGAGGCAGGACUUCGAUUCCUUAGAUGACAGGCGAAAUUUUAGCGAUUUGCAAGAUUAUGGCAAGGUCGCUUUGAACUUCUAGACAGAUUUACAUUUUAAACAAACAAAAUUAGCUCCAACAUGACCUGUAUGAGAAAUAUUCUUCUAAUAAACGUCUACCGUCAUAGGCAUUUGAAUUUAACCUGAAAAAAUCUAAUUGUAACCGUCGUCACAGCUACCCCUUCGAGACUGAGACUCUCUUCACUAACUCAAAAUAGCUUUUCUUGAAUUCGUAAAAUCAUUUUCUUAUCCCAAAGGCUUGGGACAAACAGUCAAUGGUGUUUAUUUAUUCGACUAGCGUGUUCAAAUCUUAUUAUCCUAACAUCAAGGGCAGAAAACUUUCAGCAAUGAUAUUGCUGGAUUAUGCAGUUAGUCGGAAACGUGUUAUAUACAAAUUUAGAUUAUGACGGAGCAAGCCAAUAAGCUAUCCCUAGCUGAGGAGGAAGAGCUGCUGGCGGCGAAAUCGGAACGAAUCCGAAGGAGAUUCAAAUCGUCAUUUAUUUAUUUACGCAUUUAUUUCAUUUCUUUUUUUAUGGAGGGGUUCAAGCUAAAAAUCAAAAAAAAUCUUUUUCAUCGUCUCCUGUAGUAGCCUUUGACGAUUUAGGAACGAGACUCUUCUUGUAUUUGAUCAAGAGGAACACUUGAGUGGUUACGUCUGGUGAGCCUAACGACUAAUCGUGUCGCCUCUGCAGACAGUGAAAACAGACGAAAAGUGCUGGUAUAUUUUUAGAUUUAGCUUAUUGACUCUCAGACUGGAGAGAUGUCAUCAAGGGAAUCUUUUGUUUGAUUGAGUAAGCAUUACAAAUUUGAUGAAUCCUUUGUUGAAGGAGCCUCUAAAGAGCCACUUCUGAAGGGGAAUGAAAAGUGACUUCAUUUGCGUUUUUAUGUUGAAAUCAUGUGUCUAUUUCAGGUUAGGUCCUUGGGGAACCCCGCAAUGACGUAAACUUGUUCCGAUAGGUGUUGGUGACCCUGUGUUGUCAACGUUUGGUCUCCAAAGUACGAACUGAGGAGAGGAGGUCUUUUACAUUCUCAAGGCAUCUUGAAAGACUGUCACAAUGAGCUUUUCAAGCUUUCAAAGAUAGCACGAGCGAGUUCUCGUUCACUCUUGUUAGCUUGUGUGUUGGAAACAAUUAUAAAUAUUGCAAACUAAGUCGAAUAUCUAAUAACGUAUGUGGUUAUUGUUCAUCGUUGAGUAAGACAGGAGAUGAAUUUUAUUUCUUUGUCUCACGAUUAACAUCCAAAGUGACUCCAUGAUGAGACAAUCGAAUAAAGUUCAUCUCCUAUCGUAUGUCGAAUAUCGCUGACAAAACUUGUUGUGGGAAGGCUUUGUUACGUUGUGUCUCGCGAUAUAGGUUUUAUUCAAGACCUGAGUUCUACUUCCUCAAAUGUCCCCGUCAUCGUUCUUGACAGCAGAUGUAAUUUUGGCGAUUUUGAGCCUUCAAAGGGUGAUAUUAAUAAAUUGAAUUAAUUACCCUUGAAAGAACAUAAGAAAGGCGCGGAAUAUUUUUAGUUUUGUGGAAAAUGACAAAUGUCAAUAUCUAUAGAAACCACCAACCAGGAAAUUGUCCACUAUUGUGAUUGAUAGAUGAGUUGAGUAACCCUUGCACCCCAAGAUCUCAUAGAAAAUUCUCCUUACAGUCUGUCAUACAACUCUUGUGAUGUUAGUUCGGAGAAUUUGGUGAUGGAUCUACUCAUAAGCUAUAUUCUCUUCACUUGUCUGCUUGAUAUUGUAUUGAUAUUGUAAGGAGAAAGUCUGUCUAUAUCACUGGCUCUUGGGAGGUGAGGGGUUAACAGGUUAGAGAGCAGAACAAGUUCCCUACGCGGAAACUAGCCACCUUCAAAUACCUGCUAUUUAUUGCCAUUUAGCCGGACACACGAGAAGUCACACGAACAACUAGAGAACAGGCCACACAGGCAGUUGAAUUGACACGAACGUUUUCCAGUUAAGCUCUGAAGUUCACCUCGCAGGUAAGACCUGAUUCCUUUUCUUAGAGUUAGACGGCUACAAAAAAAUGUGUUUGCAAGUGUAGGUAAAUUUUUUCGAUACAUGUCUGAGGUGGAUUGUGCCGUUUAACGUCAAGCAACGCCAAAAUCUCUUUUCUGGCCAGAUUUUCUCUGAAAGAAUCGGAAUUUGAAUCUUUCCGACGUUUAUUAAAAGAAGAAGAAAAAAGGCUCCGGAAUUGUUGAACAACGAUUUUUAGAAUGUAUGCAGAGGAGCUCACACAACUGUUGAUAAGAACAUCAACUAGCUUGCAUGUUUGAGUUUAAGAUAAACAGUUUAGAAAAAACUCCGGAAAGGUUAUGCUUCACGUUACAUAUUUAAUUCAUCCCGCGAACAAUUCUAUCGGGAUUAAUGGAGGCGGAAUCGAAUCUACUGUUGUACUGAGACAAAUAUUUCUAUACUAGGAUAAAUAUUUUUAUACUGGAGUAAGUAAUUUUCGACUUAAAUAUAUAACUUUGUACUGGGAUAAUUACUUUUGUAUUACACACGUGGGCCAUAGUAGGAAUUAUUUGACCUGAUUCGUGAUCCUUGCUUUUUUGUGGCCGAGGAUUUAUGAUUUAUUGACAUGUUUUUUUCGACACUCAUGACGUAUUUAAACAGUAACUCGUAUUUCAUUAUUCCUAAUUUAAGGCACGAAAAUUCAUAAUUUCUUUUCAUUCGAGUUCUAUGAUUCGUCAUUCUAGUAUGAUUCCCCAACAUAAGUAUGGUGGAAAUCUCUCAAACUUACUCUAAGCAGUGGCUCACCAUUUACUCAUUAUAACAUACAUACAGUGAACAUGGAUACUUCCUCGAGUAAGACACAAACAGCCACUUUUAUUUCGUUACCAUAUUUAACAACUAUUUAACGAAUUAUCCUCAACUAGCCACCGACAUUGAGGUAAAUAGUUGUUUUGGUAUAUACUAAAACAAUGAGAUAACAUAGCUCAAAACGAUGAUUUUAACUCGUUCAUCUCUGCAACAAUUACAAUAUUUAUUUUUAGGUGAAUGGCAAUGGAUGUUCGGUGUUUGAGUAGACAAUCAGAGCGCGCCUUCGACGCUAUCUACUGAUUUAGUAUUUACAAAGCAGGUUUAGGGAAAGAUUUUAUGUUAAAGAAAAGAAAAUUACUUGAAAUGCUCUUAAAUUUUGUAAUUCGAGACGUUUUGAAGACAUCUUUAAAAAUAUCACUCAUAUGCAAAAAUCACGGAAUGCACUCGCCUUCCUGCACUUUCCCAUGCAUCUUGGUAAAGUGACGUAAGUGACAUUAAGGAACUUCUAAAAUCCGUAGGAAAAAUGGUUCUGAUUUUUACUUGGGCACUGAGCGUUGUGGCAACGGUAGCUGCUGACCACGUUUACGGAUGUUAUCCUGGUAAGUAAACUGAAUAAUUAUGUUAGUAGGUCGAUCCGUAAGCUAUUGCGAUAGUUCUUAAGUGAACCAGUCAGAGAGUUGGUCAAUGUGCCGUCCGUCAGUCUUAAGGUCGGUCAGUGACUCAGUCAGUUAGCCAGUUGGUGAGUCAAUCUGACUAUCCGUUAGUGAGUCAGUCAACCUUUUCAAUCGGUUUAUGGUCGAGUCAGGUCAUUCAGUCUGUCAGUCAGUCCGUCUUUUCGACAAAUGAAUAAAUGAGCUAAGUUUCUAAAGAAACUGUGGUGCUGCGUCGGUGGGAAAGUACAACAGGGUAAUUUAAUUAGUAUUAUCAACUGAGUUGAUAAUGUAAAUUAGCUACCGUAAAGAGUUCUAAGGCUGACGUUUCGAGCGCUUCGCUCUGAUGAAGGGCUAACGCUCGAAACGUCAGCUUUAAAACUCUUUACAGUGGCCAGUUUACGUUAUCAACCCAGUUGAUAAUACUAAAAUACCCUGUCAGUCGUCAGUCUUCCUGUCUGGCUGUCAGUCAGUCAAUCAGUAAAAGGAAAGUGACAAAUCCUCCUUACAACGCUUCAUCGAGGAAAACAAUUUCAAUGGUAUCACAAUUUCUAAGGUUUUCAUCCCUUCUCGUUUAGGUGCAGAUAUAGUAAAAGCUAUGAGUUUUAUCGCUCCUAAUUCCCAACCACCUCCCGGCACCAAGACUCCAGUGAGAGGAACAGUCAAACUGACACAACCGGUAAGGUGAACUGGUGACGAGUAUCUUAUCACGCCGUCUUGACAACCGUCUUUUAGGGUAAUACGUGUUUCAUAGACCAAUCACAGAGCAGAGAUCACGGAUUACUUUUUGGACCCAGUUGAAGAUUUUUGUAUUGCUUUUUUUCUUUCUGCAGCGGUACGGAGGCUUAACAUGCAUAGAAAUAAAUAUAUCAGGUCUUGGCCCUAACACCACACAUGGCUUUCAUGUUCACGAGUACGGAGAUACUUUAACGGAAGGUACGUUGUGAUAACGAUGGGAAGACAACUUUCAGUUUCAAAACAACCAGUUUAUUUCAUACGGCUAAAAUCAUGCACGGGGUUACACAUAAGAUCCGGUCAAUUAGCCACCGUAGGUGUGCGCCCCACUUAAAUCAAGUCACGCCUCGAAUUACAGAUAAUCAGUUCCUAUCGUAACACAAACAACACAUCAAAGUACUUUUGAAGAUAAAGUUGACAUCAAAUAAAAAAUUUACAAAACUAUCUCCAAAAUGUUUUCAAAUUUUAGUUCCUCUCAAGGUGUUUUUUUUGGGUCAACAUAAACACAGUUUUCGUUUCGAUUUUGACAAGCGAUCAAGUGAGAACAAGUAAGGAACAAUGAGGGGAAAUAUACGAACAGACUGACGAAUGAAGCUCAAAGACUUCGAAAAAUCAAUGGCAAUCGUCGUCGGCAAUCAUCGGCAUGUAUCGGCAUGUGUCGUGAGACACUUGUCUGACCCGACAUGUUAACUAUGGUUGAAAGUGACAUGUAUGUUGUUAUCUUGAUCAAAGAUUUAAUCAUAUAAUAAAUACGACAAUUUUUCUUAGGAUGUCAGAGCACGGGAGGCCAUUACAACCCGUUUAAUCUUUGCCAUGGAGCACCUCAAGACCAAUUUCGGUAAGCGAACCGCCAGUGUUUAUCGCCCGGGGGAUGACGGGGGGGGGGGGAGCCAGUGUUUAUCGCUCGGGGAGUGGGGAGAGGGAGGUCGGAGGAUUUUGAUCGUGUUGCGACAAAAUUGACUUGAUCCCACAUUCAAGCUCUGUAAUAUUCAUACUGCCUCUAUAAGCUUUGCCUGACGAUAUACAAGGACUGUAUAUUGGAAAGUAAGGUAUUUUGUUUCUCAUCUGCAGCCAUGUUGGAGAUUUGGGUAACCUUGUUGCGGAUGCAAGUGGAACUAUCAAAGCAAAGUUUUCCGAUCAUCUUAUUUCUGUUGUCGGACCCUUAUCAGUAUUAGGACGAGCGUUUGUGGUAAGUUGACUACUUCUCGAUCGAGAAUCGUAGAACCAAAACGAUAAUAGACGGAAUGACCAAUCAGAACAGGGGUAAUCAUCACAUGGAGCCAAUGAGAUCUUCGUAAAAAAACAGUCGAAUUAAAUGCUUGAAGCGUAGGAAAACGCAGACGAGCAGUUCGCGAUUGGCUCUAGCUCUUCAAUUUAUCGGUUGAGAGGAUGGCGGACGUUUUUUUUCAUGAAGAGGGCGGAGCCGCAAAAACGGGCAACUAACGUUUGAGCGGAGAAACCUUUAUUUCCCGUCCCAAGCCUCAGGCGACCACAGUACACUGUCCAGUGUUGGUUGAAGAUCAGGACAAUUUUUAUAUGCUACGCCCUAAACGGUUUGCAUCUUUAACUAUUUUAAUUCCCCUUGUUCACAGAUUCAUCAGAGACCUGACGACCUCGGACGAGGGGUUGGUCCAGCCAGACGCGAGAGCCUGAUAACUGGUAACGCAGGUGCUCGUUUGGGAUGCGGUGUUAUCUUUCUCACGCCAACAAUGAGCCGGGAUUUAAACUAG